Oncorhynchus mykiss (rainbow trout) is the source of this 1877-nucleotide messenger RNA. It is a transcript of the gene glulb, whose product is annotated as glutamate-ammonia ligase (glutamine synthase) b. Lineage: Eukaryota; Metazoa; Chordata; Actinopteri; Salmoniformes; Salmonidae. Gene Ontology annotation, molecular function: glutamine synthetase activity. The record is from RefSeq and is a predicted model, not a curated record. Gene Ontology annotation, cellular component: cytoplasm.
CCAGCCAAUCCGAGGCAAGGCGAUCCCAUCUCCCUUUUAUAAAUCGGACUGUUUUUUUUUUUGUUGUUGUAGGCGAAUGAAAGGUAACCAUUUGGGAUUGCACAGGACAUUUACUGAAGGCUGUACCAGGGUUUUAAUCCCAUUCUUUACUUGCUAUAAGUUUAAGGCUCAGUGAAAAUGGCCACUUCAGAGAGUGCCAGCUUGAGUAAAGCUGUGAAGCAGCAGUAUAUGGAUCUUCCUCAGGGAGACAAGGUUCAGGCCAUGUACAUCUGGAUAGAUGGGACUGGAGAGGGGCUCCGCUGCAAGACCAGAACUCUGGAUUCCGAACCCAAGGCCAUUGAUGAUCUUCCAGAGUGGAACUUUGAUGGUUCCAGUACGUACCAGUCAGAGGGCUCUAACAGCGACAUGUAUCUGAUCCCUGCUGCUAUGUUCAGAGACCCCUUCAGGAAAGACCCCAACAAACUGGUCCUGUGUCAAGUGCUCAAAUACAACCGCAAGCCUGCAGAAACCAAUCUCCGGCGGAUGUGUAAGAAGAUCAUGGAGAUGGUAGAGAACCAGGUCCCUUGGUUUGGUAUGGAACAGGAAUACACCAUCCUGGGCACAGACGGACAUCCUUUUGGUUGGCCUUCUAACGGCUUCCCUGGUCCCCAAGGUCCCUACUACUGUGGAGUAGGCGCAGACAAGGCGUAUGGUAGAGACAUCGUAGAAGCCCACUACAGGGCCUGUCUUUAUGCCGGGGUUCAGAUAUGUGGCACCAAUGCUGAAGUCAUGCCAGCUCAGUGGGAGUUCCAGGUGGGACCUUGUGAAGGGAUCAACAUGGGAGACCACCUCUGGGCAGCUCGGUUCAUCCUGCACCGGGUCUGUGAGGACUUUGGUGUAGUGGCCUCAUUUGACCCCAAGCCCAUCCCUGGGAACUGGAAUGGUGCUGGCUGCCAUACCAACUUCAGCACCAAGGAGAUGAGAGAAGAUGGUGGGUUGAGGGCCAUUGAGGAGUCGAUCGAGAAGCUGGGAAAGAGACACCGUUACCACAUCUGUGCCUACGACCCCAAAGGGGGGCUGGACAACGCGCGCCGGUUGACCGGUCACCACGAAACGUCCAACAUCCAUGAGUUCUCAGCCGGUGUGGCGAACCGCGGUGCCAGCAUCCGCAUCCCCCGCUCAGUGGGUCAGGACAAGAAGGGCUACUUCGAGGACCGCCGCCCGUCAGCUAACUGCGACCCAUAUGCAGUCACAGAAGCCAUGAUACGCACAUGUUUGCUCAGUGAAGUGGGGGAGGAGCCUACAGAAUACAGCAAAUAAACUAGUUACUCUGUUGGACUGAAAUAAUCCCCUUUCUCUCCUCUUGCGCUACGCCUCAUGAAGUGUCAUUUCCAGUACUGUUUUGUCUGUGGCUUUGGAAACCCCUUGUAUAAAUUGCAAAUCUUGACCAUCCAUUUAGGGCUUACUUUUUAGCCAUUAAAAAAUAUUUUACUUGAGAUGAAUGAGUAUUGAGUAUGAUUGAUGUAUUCUGCUGUGUGUUCAGGGUAGCGUAGUCCCUACCUUUUUUAGCUUGAUCACUGCCAAUAUUGCCAUAAAAUUGAUGCUAAAGAAUGAUUCCAGACAUGUCAGUCGAGGGUGAAAUGUUUCCUAUGUAUAGGUCUAGUUUUGUGUAUCAAUUUGCGACUCAUGUUUAACAUGAUAUACUAACCAAGAUGCUGUAGAUUUAUGACUAUGCCAUCCAUGUGUGGUCUGGCUCGUGUGGUACACAAACCCAAAAGGAUCCAAGGUGCAUCUGUGUUUUUAUACAUGUGUGGAUCUCUAUUGUCUACCAUUUAGUAGAAGUUGUAUCCAGAACCCAUUUUCUUAUUUGGAACAUUAAAAAAUAUUUUUUAAUCUGA